AUGCUUUCGUUUCCCCUUCUGCGGGCUCACGUUCUACUUGGACUACUCUUUUUACUGCCAAAUCUCGUUGAAAAUACUGCGGCGACAUCACCUGGAUCUGAUCCUAUCGUCAAACUUAACUAUGGCGCAUUUCAGGGCAGUGUAGUUGGUAAUGUUGAAAGUUUCCUCGGCAUGCCUUUUGCCGCACCGCCAGUUGGGAAUUUACGAUUUGCGCCUCCCCACCCCCCUGUUGCCUUCAGGGGCGUUCAUCAGGCAACUACUUUUGGAGCGGCAUGUUUCCAACAAGCGGCGAAUGCCUCUGUCUUUCCUGGAAGCCUAGUUCCAACUAUUGCUGGUUUGAUUUCUACAGGGGCCCCUAAUCCCUCUGUUAUAUCGGAAGAUUGUCUGUUUAUAAACGUUGUCAGACCUGUAGGCACACAGCCUGGGAAGAAACUCCCAGUCGUCUUUUGGAUAUACGGAGGUGGCUUUCAGAAUGGCGACACUUCGCUGUACCCAGGAAGCAACAUCGUCUCUCGAUCAAUCGCCCUCAACGAGCCUGUUGUUUAUGUAUCAGCAAACUACCGUUUGAGUGCACUUGGUUGGCUAGCAUCCAAAGAGGUGCAGGCUGCUGGCCUUGGAAACAUUGGUUUAAGAGAUCAACGUUUCGCCUUAAAGUGGGUACAGAAAUAUAUCACAGCUUUCGGAGGUGAUCCUCGUAGAGUUACUAUAUGGGGAGAAAGUGCAGGGGCCUUAUCAGUUGGUACUCAUUUGAUCAUCAACGAUGGUAAUCCAGAAGGUCUAUUCCACGCAGCUGUAAUGCAAUCCGGUUCUCCCUACUUGAUGUUGGACAUUGCCGACAAGCAACCCAUCUUCGACCAGUUGGUGGCCAACUCGGGCUGCACAGGCUCCCCCGAUCCUAUCGCAUGCAUGAGAGCAGUUCCGUUCGACCAGUUCUCCACAGCUAUGAACUUGUCUCCCAAUCUCUUCUCGUUUUCAAGUCUUUCCCUUGCCUGGCAGCCGACCAUCGAUGGCGAUUUAAUUAAGAGAGAUCCUCAGAUAUCUCUCCAAAAAGGUCUCUAUGCAAAGGUUCCCAUACUCUCCGGAGACUGUGACGACGAGGGAACAUUUUUCUCGUUUGCUAAUGCAAACAUCACAACCAACGAAGAUUUCUUAUCCUACAUGCAAUCCAAUUACUUCCGCGGGAUAUUGUCGGACGAGCAGCUUGCAGCUGUAGGUGAAGCAUAUCCGGACGAUGUCACUCAGGGUUCCCCUUUUGAUACCGGAACAGCAAACGCCCUCACUCCCCAGUAUAAGCGCCUUGCAGCUAUACAGGGAGACUGGUCUUUCCAAGCUCCCCGGCGAUUUUUGCUGGAAACGACCUCAAAGACUCAACCUACCUUUGCAUUCUUGUAUAAACGUAACAAAACAAGUACCGCACUUGGGUCAUUCCACGGAACCGAUAUACCAGAGUUUUACGGCGCUGGACCCUCACCAGAUCUCGUUGGAGCAGAUGCGAUAAUCAACUUUGCCAAUACCGGCAAUCCAUCGCUUCCCAAGAAUCCCAAAAGUCUUCUCUCCUCUGUCAACUGGAAGCAAUGGGGGUCGUCCAAGACAAACCCACCCAUGUUGACUUUCACGGACCCAAUCCCGAGCAUCGCGAUCACAUCUGAUACCUUCAGGCUCCAGCAGAUGGCGUUGUUGACACAAAUCUCUCUGCAGAUUGCCAAUACCUCUGCACAACCUUAA
This is a messenger RNA of Psilocybe cubensis, 1725 nucleotides long. RefSeq lists its product as uncharacterized. The transcript has 17 exons. Lineage: Eukaryota; Fungi; Basidiomycota; Agaricomycetes; Agaricales; Agrocybaceae. The record is from RefSeq and is a predicted model, not a curated record. Bases 1 to 1725 code for a protein of 574 amino acids.